CUCGCAUUGGCAGUGUUUCGUUCCGUGUCGCCAUCGUAUCAUCCGCAUCUUCGCCAUUAUUGCGCGAGCGCAUCACUAUUCUCCUAUUACCAGAGUAUAUUACUUUUGAACGCAUCGUAUAUACAUAUACACACCACAAUUUUCGCAGAUGUUUCUAUGAUGGACGAGAUUAACGAUAAAAAUUCGAACGACGAAAGUCCUUCGACGGAGGAAAAGAAUGAGAUAAAGUCGAUCGAUCGUACGAAAGAAAGAAAACGUUCAAAGGAAGAGAAGAGCAGAAAGAAGGAAAUCAAAAAGACCGGAGAACAAUGUUUAGAAGCUAUGAACGAUGUACAAACUUUGAAAGAAAAGCUGGACGUAAUGUCCAAGAAAUACUCUGAUAUUGUGGACGACAAUAAGAGAUUGUUAUUAAAUUUGAAGCAGUCAGAGAAGAAGAUAAUGUUGUUGCAACGAGAGAAAGAACAGUUCCAAAGUGAACGUAAUAAAGCACUUUUAACUAGAAAAAGAUUAGAAAAUUUGUGUCGUGAAUUGCAAAAACAGAAUAAAACUGUUAAGGAGGAAUGUUUAUCAAGACUUAAGAAAGAGGAGGAAAAGAGAAAGGAACUCUCUGGCAAAUUUCAAAGUAUUUUAGCUCAUAUUAAUCAGCAAAUGAAUUUAACUCUUGAAAAGAAUGCAAAGAUGCAAGAAGAAAAUUUAGAAAUGAAUAAAUUGUUCAAAUCAUUAUGUGAUGAAGUUGCGGUUAAAGAGAAACAGCUUCUACAAGAACAUAUGCGCAUGAAAGGGGAAUUGCUUAUAGCACGUGAUAAUUUUGAAGAGGUCAAGAUAGAAGCUACAGUAGAAAAAGAGGUCUUUUUAAGGGAAAAGCAACAGCUCUUGCUUACAUUAACAGAAUAUCGAGCCCGAAUUCAAGAAUUACAAGGAGCAGAAGCUGCUAUGAAAAGUCAAAUUGACGUAUAUACCAAUAAAUAUGAUGAAUUUCAAAAUUCUCUUACAAGAAGUAACAAAGUUUGCGGAGAAUUUAACGAAGAGAUGGAAAGGAUGUCUAAGAAAAUACUUGCUUUGGAGAAAGAAACUUCUUUAUGGAAACAACGAUGGGAGAAGAGCAAUACAGUUUUUGUUGACAUGGUAUAUGAAAAGCAAGCAAGAGAAUCGGAAUUGGUGAAGUUGAAGGAAAGAUUAGCUUUGCUUCAGGACUUGUGUAGAAUGUUCCAACAUGAAAGAAGAUCCUUGAUUGCACAAUUGAAUGAAAAAAAUGCGAAGACUAAUACUGAUUCAACUACACGAACAUCUGGUGAAUCUAAAGAGAAAGAAGAUGAUUUAAAUAAAGGAUCUACACUAUUAGAAAAUAGUAAUGGACAAUUCACUCCAACGAAUAUCCUCGAACUACUUGAACAGAGAUUAGAAAUGGAAUCUAAUGUAAAUUCCACGACUGAAAAGAAAACUGAGAUAAGUUUAGAGGAAAAAAUAAUUGGCUCAUCUAUAUCUGAACAUUCACUUUCUUCUGAACCUAACUGUAAAGAUAAGGAAUUAAAGGAGAAAGAUCUUCCAGUUUCUCAGGAAAAUAGGACAGAAGAAACAUCUUUUAACGUAGAAAAAGUAGUAGAAAAUAAUUCAAAGACACAACUAAGUAUAGCAGAAUCAUCUUCUGAUAUUAAUAUUGAAAACUUAAAUGAAAAGGAAAAUAAAGAGACAAUAGAACGAAUAAGUGACAUAUCGUGUGACAAUAUUACAGAGUUAAAAUCUAGAUCGGAAAACAUUGAAAAUGAUAGUACAGUACAAAUCUCAAUACUUAAAAAAGAUGAUGUUCAAACAGAACAACAAGAGACAAAGAAUAGUAGUCGAGAAGAAAAUAAUGAGCAAUUAGUUGAGAAUAUAGAAAAUAGAUAUACUGGCAUAACUAUAUCUGAAAUAGAAACAGAGAUUACAAUAGAAGAAUGUGUUCUAAGCGGUUUAUUAAAGAAAGAUAUAGUUAACGAAUCACUAGAAUCAUCAAACAAUGAAAUAGAAAUCAAUCUGUGCGAUAAAUUGCAAGAAAUUAAUACUAUUGUAGAAAAUAUUCAAGAGAUUGAAAAGUCUGAAUCAGAAAUUUUAAAAAAUUCUUCUGAAGCGAAUACUAUUGUAGAAAAAGAAAUUAAAACUGAUACGCCUUUUUCUAAAGAAGAAGAUAACAAGUCGAUCAAGCAGAAUGUUAUGACUGCAACAAAGUAUGUAAGAAGAAAGAAGAAGUGAAAUAAAAUCAAAUAAUCAUCCAGAACAAACAAAAAAAUGGUACGAACGUUGAAAUUAUAUAUAGGAUAAAAUCAAGCAAAACUAUAUUUUUUCCUUUAUUAAUGAAAACAAUGGAAAGCUAUCCUACGGUUUUUGUUCCCUUUUUUAAAUGAAAUAUCAAAUAAGAGCAUGAUCUUUUUAGGUAAAAUACCUAAUAAGAAGUAAUGAAACGUUUAGGAACUGUAAUAGAAAACAAUUUUACAUAACUUAUAAAUAAUACUAUAAAUAUUUUAUUAAAUGAAUCGUAUUAUUCAAUACGAUUAUAUCAAUAUAUUGUUUAUUAGAAAUCUCUUAAAUUAUAAAAAGAAAAUGAUAGUGUGGGUCGUUGACAAAAAAAUAUAAAUAUAAUAAAUCUAAAGACUUAUACAUAAUUGACAAAAUAUGCUAAUGAUCAUAGCGUAUCUUAUAUUUUGUAAAUCUAAUUUUUUUCAAACCAUUAUUGUGUUAUAUAUCUUAACAUGAAAAGAUGUAGUUUUGCAAUUUUUUUUAUGAAAGAAAAAACAAAAAUAUUUUCUAAAUUCCAUGACUUCUAUAUGAUUGUCCAUAUAUUAACUUCAAUAUUUCUAGCAUUAUAUAAAAAUAGCGCGCAUUCGACAUAAAACACGAAAUUUAACUUUAUUUACGAAGUUGAUUUAUUCUUUCUGAUCACGACUGCCACACAAGCAUAGACAAUUUGUAAAGCUUACUAAUUUUAAUUAAUUUCUCAUAGAAAAGAAUUUUGAUAUUUUUUAAAUGUGUAUCAAUGUCCACAUGCUUGUGUAUGUUCGGGCAUGUAUGCGUGUGCGUGUGCGUGGGCGUGUGCGUGUGCGUGUGCAUAUUACAGAUUUUUUAUUCAUUACAGUGAAAAAUUGGGUAAACAAAUUUUAAUAAAAAUAUUUUUUAAUUUUUACUAGAAAUGUUUACACUAUAUGAGAAUAUAUUGCUUAAAAUGUCA
Messenger RNA from Vespa velutina, 3202 nucleotides. RefSeq names its product gamma-taxilin. The record is from RefSeq and is a predicted model, not a curated record. NCBI's taxonomy places the organism in Eukaryota, Metazoa, Arthropoda, Insecta, Hymenoptera, Vespidae. The transcript has 6 exons. Gene Ontology annotation, molecular function: syntaxin binding. Bases 157 to 2229 code for a protein of 690 amino acids.